AUGUUUUCGUAUGUUUUUGGAGGUACUUUGGCAUCGAAACCCAAACCAUACCAGACAUCCCUGUGUGUUACUGCUGCCUUACUUGGUUGGCAACUGAUACGACAAAAGGUACUGGAAAAGUUUGGAAAGUGCAAGCAACAUGAAUUUGUCACCAUUCUACACUUGCUUGAACAUGUUUUGCCCCUUGUGUUCUACCAGUAUAACAUUUUCAGAAGUGGUGACUUAAAGUUGUAUGAGAAAGUUAUGGCACAAAUAGCUAUAAUUUUCAUAUGCUGGAAAAGGAGACAUUAUGACAAAUCAACCUUGUCAUUUUUGAGUGAUUGUGCAUACCAGUGCAAACAUCUUCCAGAAUACUGGUCAAAGAAGGCAAGUGUUCUCAAACUGAUCACAGAAAAGAAGGUUGAGGUUUGGCACUCUGUACUGCGAAGAAACACUGAGAAGUUUGACGAUGCAAAAAGCAUUGAAGACACAGCAAAGUCUAUCGCAUCAUCUGUUUUUUUAAAUGAUUUUAUACAGUCCUUUGUUCCUCAAUACCACCGCGAUCAUGCUGAACCAAACUUAUGGCUUAUCGCAGGGAAGACAGCAGAAUUCUUACUUGAACUGUUUAGGAGUGUCUCAAGAAACUGUCAGAAAUCACACCAGGUAACACUCCUAAGGCAAAAGCAUAUCACAAAUAAUAUUAUUUAUAAUUAUUACAUUGUUUCUGGCAAGUAAAUACAGUGAACUAUAAAGUUUUAAAGGUGCCCAUAACACAGGUACUAUACGGCUUGAUAAGGAACUGGCCCUAUGUUCUUAAUAAAUGAAAAAGAGAUGACACUGACAUAACUUCAUCUGAAAAGUAAUUAUCAGUUUUUGCUCUAAUAAUCAAAAGAAUUGGUAAAAGGUUAUACAGUCAAUCCACAGAGUAAGAAAACAAAGUUGUGAACUAAAACUAAAGUAAAGAAGCACAAUAAAAUAUGCAAAAUGCAUUGUGCACACACCUGUAAGUACACUUCAGUGUAUUCACAUUCUACUGACCUCAUUUGGUUUUGUCUUUUUAGGUCGAACGCUCCCUUGCAAAUAAUGGAAGACCAAAGGAAAAGCCACAGUAUUAUCUCCCAACGUUUGACACAAUAGUUGACACAAAGUGUUUUCCACUGAGUUAUAACUUGGAGGAUGUGGAACCUGGCCUGGAACCUGACCCAAAUGUUUACUGUGAUUAUCCAACAUGCACAAGAAGAGAUACAAGUACUGUCAUGAGAUUGGCCUGCUUCCAUUGUUUUCACCAAUCUUGCAUUUCAUCGCAUGAUUGUUGCCCGAUCUGUCUGGUUCCACUGAAGAAAAAGGUGGAAAAAUUAGUGAACACAUUCAACACUGGACUGCUAACUUCUAAUGAUACUCUUGCUUUUGAAAGUAAUGAAGACAUUCAGGAAGAAGAAAGAAUUAGUACACCAGCAGCCAUGAGUGUGACAGAGGCUCAGUCAUUUUAUUCCUCAGCAGAAUGGGCUACGAAGGUCGACAGCACAGUGAAUAGUUAUGCAACAAUCCCUCUUCCAUCCCAUCCAAACCACAAUCACUCUUCAGCCCAGCCAACAGUACAUGAAUCCAACUCUAAUACCCCAUCUCAUGUUCUCACACCCAUUACCAUCCAACCCUAUCACAAUGGUAACGUCACCUUCUGGUCUUUCCCACAUAUCAUUUCUCAAUCUACAAUCCUUGGAAGAACAGGAAGUAAUGCAUGCACAUUCAUUGCCCUUUUAUUUAGCAAAAUGUUUUUUUCACCCAAUGUCAACAUUCCAGCAACUGGGAGUCCACUAAGCCAGACAUGGGUCUAUCAGAUAGUUGUGCAAGGCAUUUUGGCUGGGAACUCUAUCUAUGACUCAGUAACGAGUAUACCUCGAACAUUUGGUGUGUUGGAGGCACUUCAAACCUCUAGUGUUUUAAAUAACAUCAUUGGAAAUACUACUGUGGGACAUUGUCCCUGA
Messenger RNA from Porites lobata, 1964 nucleotides. NCBI's taxonomy places the organism in Eukaryota, Metazoa, Cnidaria, Anthozoa, Scleractinia, Poritidae. The record is from the annotation of a GenBank genome assembly.